UCCAAGGUCCAGAGUAUCCAUACCUGAGAGUCAUCCCUGAGGCCUACGCUGCACCAAUGUACUGGUAUUCGUGUCGUCACAUCUAUACCGAACCUACCGGAAGUCUGACGGAUAAUGCCAAGUUCCAGACAACUCGGUGAUGGGGGGUUUUUUUUUUUUUUUUUCAAUUAAUGUAGCCGGUUUCAGAAGUUUCCAUUCUAGUAUUUCCUUUGAGAGGUAUCUUCAGUCCGUCGAUAGUGUUUUAUAUCACCUCUCACGUCCCAUAUCCUUGCGCUUUCCCUCUCUUCCCCGUUGGUUUAUCACACCAGCCCUGUCUUUGGUUUCGAUUGUCCGUCCCUUUGGGACUAUAUCGCCAUCCCAAUAGUCGUGAGAUUGUUCAAUAGCCAACUUCAUUUAUCGUUGUGAAAUUACUACCUAGUUCAUUAUGUUGACUCCUCGCUACUCGAUCACCUUCGCAGUAGCGCUCCAAGCGUCCGCCUUGGCUUCUGCUGAAACUCUGAACGAGAAGGUUUGGUCGGUAUUCGCCUAUACUCUCCACGGUGAUACUAUUCCAGAGGCUUUGCCCCAGUCGAGUACCCUGACUACGUAUGGGGCCAGUGGACUGUAUUCCGCAGGAUCUGCCUUCCGGAGUCGAUAUGUCGCGGUGCACCCGGGUGACAGCUAUCCAAGCACCAGGAUCCAAAAUAUAUCCCCUUAUGCGCUAGAAACAGAAGAGGUCGAUGUACUGUCAGCCGCCGAUCAGUCUGUCGUUGCGUCUGCCCAAGCUUUUAUGCAAGGGCUCUAUCCUCCUCUCGGCCAGUCUUACAACGCAACAUACGUCGAGCCCUCUUCCCUGUUAGCAAACGGAUCAUUGGCAUCCGCUCCUCUGAAUGGAUAUCAGUAUCCUCAGAUCACUGCCCCGAGCUCAGCGGAUCCUCUUUCGGUUCAGGUGGCUGGUCAGCAUGAAUGUCUUAUGCAUCAAGCCGCAGAUUAUGAGUAUCGUGCCAGCCUUGAAGUCCAGGAGAUCACUCAGGUCUCCGAGGCGUUUUAUAUGCGCCUUUAUGAUCAAGCAUUGUCUGGUGUAUUCGAGCGCUCUGCGGCCACUUAUAAAAAUGCCCAGUCCAUAUCUCAAUUUCUGGAGUACCAGGCCGUGCACAAUGAAACCCUACUACACAGCAUCAAUCAAGAAGACAUAGAUCGCGCGAGGUGGUAUGCAGACCAGUAUAUCUAUGCUACAAAUGGCAACAAAAUUUCCUCAGGCCCUAUAGCAAAUGCUAGCAUCCGGACUGUGGCAGGACAAACAUUGGCACCACGCAUUUUGAAUGCGUUCAAAAAUAACAUCAACAAUCGAGGGAAUGGCGAAAAACUUUCACUUGUAUUUGGCAGCUCCGAGCCUGUUGUCGCUCUUGCGUCACUGAUGCAGCUAUCCUCACCAAAAAAUGGAAAUUUCCAGUCUCGUUUGGCGGCUGGCGCUUCAAUCGUGCUUGAACUCUUUAGCCUUGAGGAUGAGGCCAAUCCCACAUAUCCCGACCCAUCCCAACUUUGGGUGCGGUUUCUCCUUCACAAUGGAACCGACGACUCUACCGAUUUUCGAUCUUAUGCUCUUUUUGGACACGGUCCCAGCAAAGUUGAUAUCCAUUACUCUGAAUUCGAAGCGGAAAUGGAAAAUAUCUCCAUGAGAUCUGCUGAAGAUUGGUGCCUCAAGUGUAAUUCGCGUGCUGUGUUUUGCUCCGGAUUGUUCAGCGAGCAUCACAAUCAGCCUGCGAGCAAAAAGGGCAUAAGCCCUGCCGUCGGUGGUGUUAUCGGGGCAGUUGUUACUUUGGUUGUACUGGCACUUGCUGCUGUCAUCGGGUUCUUGAUCUAUGGCUUCCGCACAAACCGCUGGCGUAAACCAAGCCUUGGGGGUUUCAAGGGAAACGGAAAGAUGGCAAGUGAUUCGGAUAUUACCUUCAAAAACCCAAUAUGGGGUGAUGUCAAGGUAGCCGAAGGUCAAAGGCCCGACGAAAAUGAAGCUGGGGGAACUAUAGUAAGAGGUAAUGAGCGUUCAGGCAGUUGGGAGAUGAGGCAGCAGGGCCAACGCAACCGUGGGAACCCCAAUGGUGCCCAGCAGAACAAUCCUUUCCAAGAUGAAGUUGAGGAGGAGUGGAGGUUGCACAGCCUGAUGCAGCCUGUCAGAGUUCGAGAGAGUGUUUGAUAUACCGUACUAGGGCUGCGGCGUAUCCCAUGUAUCUUCAUGGCAUAGUACUUACUACAUUGCUCAUGAUAUUAAUUUGAUAGAAAAGUUAUUUCUGUUGCUGGUACAUUUCUUUUCUCUCUCUC
This is a messenger RNA of Aspergillus wentii DTO 134E9, 2298 nucleotides long. RefSeq lists its product as uncharacterized. Lineage: Eukaryota; Fungi; Ascomycota; Eurotiomycetes; Eurotiales; Aspergillaceae. Gene Ontology annotation, molecular function: phosphatase activity. The record is from RefSeq and is a predicted model, not a curated record. The transcript has a single exon. The coding region runs from base 425 to 2173 and encodes 582 amino acids. Gene Ontology annotation, biological process: dephosphorylation.